Messenger RNA from Anarrhichthys ocellatus (wolf-eel), 1706 nucleotides. Its product is annotated as glycosyltransferase 8 domain-containing protein 2. The transcript has 9 exons. The record is from RefSeq and is a predicted model, not a curated record. Gene Ontology annotation, cellular component: Golgi apparatus. Lineage: Eukaryota; Metazoa; Chordata; Actinopteri; Perciformes; Anarhichadidae. Gene Ontology annotation, molecular function: glycosyltransferase activity. The coding region runs from base 148 to 1200 and encodes 350 amino acids.
UUGAAAACUUUUGGAGAAACCCGAGUGGAUCCACAGAUCAACGAACACGUUCGCAGGGAAAUGGAGCUCCACAGCCGGCCGGUCCAACUGUAGUAGGACAGCACAGAAGGCCCAGUUAACCGGGCCCUCGUGGUGCUGCUGGUGCUGAUGGUGGGUCUCCUCCUGCACAGUACAGUGCUUAGAGCCUCCACUCGGCCCAAACUCUCAGAUCACUGGAAGAGCCUCGGAAGCGCAGCGCGAGUUCCUGCAGCGAGAGUUCCCGCAGCGAGAGUGUCAGAGGCGGAUAAUGUCGUCCCCGUCCUGAUAUGCGCAUCGGAGGAGCGCAUCGGUGCAACCAUGGCGGUCAUCAACAGCAUCUACAGCAACACAGACGCCAGUGUGUUCUUCUAUAUUGUCACUCUUCGCGAAGCCGUGAAACUGACGAGACAGUACAUAGUGAAGACUAAACUGAAAGGCAUCAAAUAUAAGAUAUUGGAAUUCAACCCCAUGGUUCUGAAAGGAAAAGUGAAGCCUGAUUCCUCUCGACCCGAACUGCUACAUCCACUCAACUUUGUGCGCUUUUACCUGCCCCUGCUUGACAUCAACCAUAAGAGGGUGAUAUACCUAGACGAUGAUGUCAUUGUGCAGGGCGACAUCAAGGAUCUGUUCAAUAUGAAGCUGAAGCCGGGUCAUGCUGCUGCUUUCUCCACCGACUGCGACCUGCCCUCCACACAUGAGAUGGUGCGCAGCAUCGGCAUGCAGACAACCUACAUGGGCUUCCUGGACUAUAGGAAAGAGGAAGUUAGAGACCUGGGCAUCGACCCCAGAGAAUGCUCUUUCAACCCUGGAGUGUUUGUGGCAGAUGUCAAUGAAUGGAAGAAACAGAAGAUCACCAAACAGUUGGAGAAAUGGAUGGAGGAGAAUUUCCGGCACAACAUAUACAGCAGUGCAAUGGCAGGAGGCGUGGCGACUCCACCCAUGUUAAUAGUGUUUCAUGACAAAUACACAACACUGGACCCGUUGUGGCACGUCAGACACAUGGGCUGGAGUCCAGAUGCCCGCUAUUCAGAGAGCUUCCUGGAGGAGGCGCGCCUACUGCACUGGAACGGUCCUUUUAAACCAUGGCAUUAUCCUGCUGUUCACUUGGAUCUGUGGGAGAGGUGGUUUAUCCCAGACCCCUCCAGCAGGUUCUCCUUGGCACGACCUGAGAGCGACAGCUGAGGUCUGUGGGACAUGUCUUAGCGUCAGGUAGACAUGAAGCAUGUGAAGUUCAGGACUUAAUUGAGCAGUGGCGGAAGGUGUACUGCCAAAUGUACGGAGAAUGUAAUGCAGAGGAAUGCAAUGCUCUAUGUAUUAAGCCUACGUAAGCUAAAUACACAAAAUGUUAUUAGUCCGUUAUCUACAGCAAGUGAUGGAUACCUGUAAAGAUAUUAGAAUAUAACUUCUAGGAAUGUGUUGAAAGUGAAAAUGAGAAACUCGUAACACUGACAAGAGUUUAGAGUCUUUGUAAAUUGUGUUAAGCAAGAGAAAAUGUCUUUCCAUGCGAACAUGAAAUAAAUCUUCAGAACUCUAAUUUUCAGUCUCAUCUUUGCUGGGACUUUAAUGCUUCAAAUAAGGCAUUGAAAUAUUGAGGUAAUACAUAACUGUGUCCUGUUACUACAGCUAUAUUACUGAUCAUUUGGCUUAAGUUUCUGGACAUCGUUGAGACAGGAAAUAAUACCGGCAAA